UAUCCCUCAAAAGUGACACCCUAGUAACAAACAAAAGAAAAGAAUACGCCUGUGGGCUUCGUUCGUUCUUGGGUUUGUGGUCUUGCAGAUUGCCCUUUACCACCCACUCCGCCUCCCCCAAUAUUCCUGGGUCUGUUCGUGGGCUGCUAUAAUUUCCUUCUUUGAUUUAUCAAUUAAUCCUUUAGUGGUAGCAUCAUUUUGGGAGAAGAAGGUGUGAGUGAGUAAUUUUACAGCUUCGAAGAAUACAUUAUCGAUUGGUGGAGGAAACGGACUGAUGUCGCUGAGAAUAAAGACGGUUGUAGAUAAGUUUGUGCAGGAGCUGAAGGAGGCCCUGGAUGCUGACAUACAGGACAGAAUUAUGAAGGAAAGGGAGAUGCAGAGUUAUAUUGAGGAGCGUGAACGCGAAGUUGCUGAGCGAGAAGCUGCCUGGAAGGCCGAGCUCUCUCGCCGUGAGGGUGAGAUUGCUAGACAAGAAGCAAGGCUAAAGAUUGAAAGAGAAAAUCUCGAGAAAGAGAAAAGCGUGCUUAUGGGAACUGCAUCAAAUCAAGAUAAUCAAGAUGGAGCUCUUGAAAUAACAGUAAGCGGCGAGAAGUAUCGUUGCCUCAGGUUUGCGAAAGCAAAGAAAUGAGGCGCACAAAACUUUAUUUGUUAUACUAUCUUUUUAUGACAUGUUUGGUAGGGAUAAACGAAUAGCAUUGGACAAUAUUGCAAGAGAAAAAUGAAUUGAAGUUUAUUAUACUGUCCAGUCUUACUUACGACUGUGCACCAAACAUGCAUUGACUAGUUUAGAAGUCAAUUGGAUGCUUUUAGUCGUGAAUGCAAGCACUUGAUAAUUUAAACGCCGAGCUUGUUUUCAAAUUAUUUAACAAUGAAAUGUUGGUUUU
Olea europaea var. sylvestris is the source of this 884-nucleotide messenger RNA. RefSeq lists its product as uncharacterized. The record is from RefSeq and is a predicted model, not a curated record. NCBI's taxonomy places the organism in Eukaryota, Viridiplantae, Streptophyta, Magnoliopsida, Lamiales, Oleaceae. The transcript is spliced from 3 exons. The coding region runs from base 275 to 628 and encodes 117 amino acids.